Dermochelys coriacea (leatherback sea turtle) is the source of this 1457-nucleotide messenger RNA. RefSeq names its product coiled-coil domain-containing protein 169-like. The coding region runs from base 21 to 809 and encodes 262 amino acids. The record is from RefSeq and is a predicted model, not a curated record. The transcript is spliced from 8 exons. Lineage: Eukaryota; Metazoa; Chordata; Testudines; Dermochelyidae.
GUUGCUGUCACGUGUGCGGGAUGGGCCCUUUGGGCUGUGGCUCGCGUGGCUGCUCCCCUUUCUCCUUCCCCCGCCCCUCGAUCCUCCCUCCUCUCCAAGGAGAUGAGCGCGCGCACGGCCCGGGCCCGGGGCCGGCAGGCAGGGUCUCGAGGCUGCUGCGGGAAGCGAUGGCAGAAGGCGGGGAGUCCAGCGCCCGGGGCUCUGAGCAGCUCCGGCUGGAGCUGGGGCAGGAGAGGCAGAUGAAGGAAAUGCUUGAACUCUCAAUAUUUGAAUUGAGAGAAACAAUAACAGAACUUGAAAAAAGACUUGGCAGUGUUGAGGAUGAAGGUAAUGAAUGGAAAACCAGGUAUGAGACACAAGUAGAACUGAACAGACAACUAGAAAGGCAAACUGGUCUUCUCCAAGAAAAGAUGGAACAUAUUCGUGGAAAUCCAACAGAUAGAUUGUCUUCUAUUCGCUCCUUUGAUCAAAUGCCUGUGGGUUCCUUAAAUCAGCUUCUUAAACAACUAGAAGAGGAAAAGAGAAAUCUCCAGAACCAACUGAAGGAUUAUGAGCUUAGACUGGAACAAGAAGCAAAGGCUUACCAUAAGGCUAAUGAUGAACGGCGCAUGUACCUAGCAGAGAUCUCACAGACAUCAGCUACUCUUAAAAUUGCUAAGAGGCAGAAAACAGAUGCAGUGCAGAUCAAGAGGGAAAACCAGAUACUGAGAAGACAUAAUGUUCCAGAAAAUCAAAGGAUUCUGGAUCCCAAAAAAGGACCAAUUAAAAAGACUGCAGGAGUGAAACAACUUCCAAAAUUAAAGCACUGACUUAAUAUUCUUAACAAGACCUUCCAAUCACUUUUAUUCUUGUUUCUAUAUAUUUAACUAAAUGUUUCUGAAGAAAAAUGUAUGUACCACAUUGAUUUAGGACACAUUCCAAUAACAAUAACUACUAAUGAAGAUCUGUGUGCCUCCUGGCAGCUUCAGAGGCUCCCUAUUCUGAGGAAAAAGUAGCCCUCUAUAAUCCUGUGGAAUAGCUCAUCAAGCAGUUCCCGGGUGCCCUCUUAAUGCUAGUGAAGUCUAAGCCUUCCCAGCCUGAUUGCCAUAUGUGAAAACUGAAUCAAGGAAUCAUAGGAAUCAAGUUGGGUGACGCAGGGAAUCACUUAAAUGCCUUAUGCUAGGCAGGUUCUUCCCCACUUUGACUCCACAGCCAGUCAUUGAAAAAAAUUUAAAGUUUCUGGUUUUAGAGCUCUCAACGAGGGAGAAGAAGAGAGGAAUGAUGUGACCUGAAGAGUAAUCCCACUACCUAGACAAGAAGAAAAGAGUAAUACCCCAUUAGGAAUAGCCACACAAGCUACUGGGGAAACUCCCUUGAUUACUAGAGGAUGGGAAAACAGAUGGUUCUUUCUAGGAAGGCAACCACAAUUUUCAGGCCAGAGAACUUCCCCAGAAUAAUUCCGACAGCAAAACAUCCAA